CUGUACUCAGUCACUGUGUGUCUCCUACAGAUGGGCCCAGUAACAGAGAUACCCCAGAGAGUUGUCCCCGUCCUCUGUAUUCCCAGGAUUGUACAGAGGAGUAUCACAGGACCCCACAGGAGGAUCAGGUAGAACGUCUGUCUGAUAUUAAAACAGAUGAUAUAGAGGGAGAAGAGGAGACGUAUGUGACUGAUAUAAAGGCAGAAGAUAUAGAGGGAGAAGAAGAGAUGUAUGUGACUGAUAUAAAGGCAGAAGAUAUAGAGGGAGAAGAAGAGACGUAUGUGACUGAUAUAAAGGCAGAAGAUAUAGAGGGAGAAGAAGAGACGUAUGUAACUGAUAUAAAGGUAGAAGAUAUAGAGGGAGAAGAAGAGACGUAUGUGACUGAUAUGAAGUCAGAAGAUAUAGAGGGAGAAGAAGAGACGUAUGUGAGGGGGGAUCAGCAGUGUAAGGAGGAGGAGAUCCCUACAGAUAUCAGCACAGAUGGACACACAAGCAGGAACAUCUCAGAAGGACAUCUAAUGUUAUCCCCGGAUUGUGACAUAAGAGAUAAUGACAGUAGACAGGAUUCUCCAGGAGCUAACCCCAUUACCCCAAUUAUACAUCCAGCUCUAUCAGCUGAUCCCUCUGAUCCUGGGAAAUGUUCUCCUGAUCACUCUGAUAUUGGUGUAUCUGUUACAGCACUGCCAGUAGAUACAGUGUUUCCGUGUUCUAUAGAUACCAAAUGUUUUACACAGAACACAAAGCUUAUUACCCAACAGCCAGCUAAGGCAGGGGAGAGGCCAUUUCAAUGUUCUGAGUGUGGGAAAUGUUUUACAUACAAAUCAGCUCUUGUUACACAUCAGAGAACACACACAGGUGAGAAGCCAUUUCCAUGUUCUGACUGUGGAAAAUGUUUUGCAUGGAAAUCACAACUUGUUACACAUCAGCAAAGUCACACAGGUGAGAAACCAUUUCCAUGUUCUGAGUGUGGGAAAUGUUUUACAUGGAAAUCACAACUUGUUACACAUCAGCAAAGUCACACAGGUGAGAAACCAUUUCCAUGUUCUGAGUGUGGGAAAUGUUUUACAUGGAAAUCACAACUUGUUACACAUCAGCAAAGUCACACAGGUGAGAAGCCAUUUCCAUGCUCUGAGUGUGGGAAGGGUUUUGUACAGAAAUCAGAUCUUGUUAAACAUCAGAGAAGUCACACAGGUGAGAAGCCUUUUUCUUGCUCUGAGUGUGGGAAAUGUUUUACACGGAAAUCACAACUUGUUACACAUCAGCAAAGUCACACAGGUGAGAAUCCAUUUCCAUGCUCUGAGUGUGGGAAAGGUUUUGCACAGAAAUCAGAUCUUGUUAAACAUCAGCAAAGUCACACAGGUGAGAAUCCAUUUCCAUGCUCUGAGUGUGGGAAAGGUUUUGCACACACAUCAGCUCUGCUUAUACAUCACAGAAGUCACACUGGUGAGAAGCCAUUUCCAUGUUCUGAGUGUGGGAAAUGCUUUGCACAAAAAUCAGAUCUUGUUAAACAUCAGAGAAGUCACACAGGUGAGAAGCCUUUUUCUUGCUCUGAGUGUCGGAAAUGUUUUACACGGAAAUCACAACUUGUUAUACAUCAGAGAAGUCACACAGAUGAGAAUCCAUUUACAUUCCCUGAAUGUGGGAAAUGUUUUGUACACAAAUCAGAUCUUAUUAGUCACAACAGAAGUCACACAGGUGAGAGUCCAAUUACUUGCUCUGAGUGUGGGAAAUGUUUUACAUGGAAAUCACAACUUGUUAUACAUCAGAGAAGUCACACAGGUGAGAAGCCAUUUCCAUGUUCUGAGUGUGGGAAAUGUUUUGCAUACAAAUCAGAUCUUGUUAAACAUCAGAGAAGUCACACAGGUGCAAAGCCAUUUUCUUGCUCUGAGUGUGGGAAAUGUUUUACACAGAAAUUACAUCUUGUUAGACAUCAGAGAAGUCACACAGGUGAGAAUCCAUUUCCAUGCUCUGAGUGUGGGAAAUGUUUUUCACACAAAUCAGCUCUUGUUACACAUCACAGAAGUCACACAGGUGAGAAGCCUUUUUCUUGCUCAGAGUGUGGGAAAUGUUUUACACGGAAAUCACAACUUGUUAUACAUCACAGAAGUCACACAGGUGAGAAGCCAUUUCCAUGUUCUGAGUGUGGGAAAUGUUUUGCACAAAAAUCAGAUCUUGUUAAACAUCAGAGAAUUCACACAGGCGAGAGGCCAUUUCCAUGUUCUGAGUGUGGGAAAUGUUUUACAUACAAAUCACAUUUUGUUACACAUCAGAGAUAUCACACAGGUGAGAAACCAUUUCCAUGUUCUGAGUGUGGGAAAUGUUUUGCACGGAAAUCAAAUCUUGUUAAACAUCAGAGUAGUCACACAGGUGAGAGGCCAUUUUCUUGCUCUGAGUGCGAGAAAUGUUUUACACGGAAAUCAAAUCUUGUUAAACAUCAGAGUAGUCACACAGGUGAGAGACCAUUUCCGUGUUCUGAGUGUGGGCAAUGUUUUGCACAGAAAUCACAUCUUGUUACACAUCAGAGAAGCCACACAGGUGAGAAGCCUUUUCCAUGUUCUGAGUGUGGAAAAUGUUUUGCACAGAAAUCAAAUCUUGUUACACAUCAGAGAAGUCACACAGGUGAGAAGCGAUUUUCUUGCUCUGAGUGUGGGAAAUGUUUUGGACGCAAAUCAGAUCUUGUUACACAUCAGAGAAGUCACACAGAUAAGAAUCCAUUUCUAUGUUCUGAGUGUGGGGAAUGUUUUGCACACAAAUCAGAUCUUGUUAUACAUCAGAGAAGUCACAGAGGUGAGAAUCCAUAUCUAUGUUCUGAGUGUGGGAAAUGUUUUGCACACAAAUCACAUCUUGUUACACAUCAGAGAAGUCACACAGGUGAGAAGCCAUUUUAUUGCUCUGAGUGUGGGAAAUGUUUUACCCAGAAAUCAAGUCUUGUUACACAUCAGAGAAGUCACACAGGUGAGAAGCCAUUUUAUUGCUCUGUGUGUGGGAAAUGUUUUACCCAGAAAUCAAGUCUUAUUAUACAUCAGAGAAGUCACACAGGUGAGAAGCCAUUUCCAUACUCUGAGAAAUAAAUCAGCUCUUGUUUCACACAACAGACAUCACUUAGGUGAGGAACCAUUUUAAUCUUCUGGAGUAUACUCAUCAUUGCCAUGCGUUUUUCUUCAAGGUUCUUAUCCUAUCUCCUAUGCUUUUUGCAAUAUACAUGCUACCACUGGGUGAAAUAAUCAGAUGUCAUGCCCUCAUCUACCACUGCUAUGCAGAUGACCUGUCUUUUGCUCCAGGUACCCAGUACCAAUCCUAAAUGGUUGUCUAGCUGAGCUCCAGGUGUUGGUGAUGCCAGUUGGCUGUGACUCAGUCCUGGUGAAACAGGUCUUUAUGAUAGAAGCUCACCACCAAAGGACAGGGCUACAGCUCAGCUUUGCAAAGCAACCAGACUUACGCUUGGGGGUUCAGAGUUACAAAAUGCUGAUCAUGUGCGGAAUCUUGGUGUCCUGGGUGGUGGAGUGACACUUAGACAUCAGGUAUCUGCCACAAUCAGAUCCUCAUCUGAGGAACAUAGCCAGACUCCACCACUUAUUUCCCUCAGAAGAUCUACCUACAGUCAUACAUACACUUGUAUAAUCACACAUAGACUACUUCAAUGUCCUCUACCUGGAUCUCCCAGCAAUAGAAUUGCACCGCUUGUAGCUUGUACAGAAUGCAGCAGCCAGGCUGUUACCUAACCAGCCCGUUCCUGCCACAUCACACCCAUUCUCUACUCCCUUCACCGGCUGCCAGUAAGAUGGGGACUAUUAAUCUUACUGACUCUCCCAGCCCUACAUGACCGGGGUCCAAGGUACCAGAAGCAGCUUCUGCCUCCUUACUGCCCAGCUUGCUUCCAUCUGCAGAUGGACUGUUACCAGCAGUUCCAAGAAUCCCCAAGCAGUGCUGAGAUGUCAGAGUGGAGACAUGUUGGAUGGCACUAUUGCUGUGGUGGGGACUGCCGGAGGCACUAUCUGUGGCUAGUAUCCCCAAGCGGUGCUGAGGUGUCAGAGGGGAGAGACAGGGUGGGUGGCACUAGUGCUGUAGUGGGGCUGCCGUAGGCACU
Messenger RNA from Pseudophryne corroboree (corroboree frog), 4087 nucleotides. Its product is annotated as zinc finger protein 585A-like. Gene Ontology annotation, cellular component: nucleus. Gene Ontology annotation, molecular function: DNA-binding transcription factor activity, RNA polymerase II-specific; RNA polymerase II cis-regulatory region sequence-specific DNA binding. The coding region runs from base 228 to 3071 and encodes 947 amino acids. The transcript is spliced from 4 exons. Gene Ontology annotation, biological process: regulation of transcription by RNA polymerase II. The record is from RefSeq and is a predicted model, not a curated record. NCBI's taxonomy places the organism in Eukaryota, Metazoa, Chordata, Amphibia, Anura, Myobatrachidae.